AUGGAUGCCUUGGUCCAGACCCCAGUCCUACUCCCAGUCUUCCUCCUCAUGGGACCCUUCAUCCCAGAGGGACUACUCUCAGACCCCAGCUCUGUCCCAGGACUCUGCCUCCUCUUCUACCCACAGAGUGAGGUACCCUCUGGCCCUCCACACGCCCUCAAACGAGCCUCACUGGAGAGAGCUGGUGUUGGAGGCUCCAGAGAGAGGGGGUUGAGUAUAGAUCCUGCACUAACCAAACCCUCUCUUGCUGGGCAUGGAAGGGCCGCAGGGCUGGGGUCCAGCCUGACCUCUAUACGUGCUAGUGGUGAGGAGGAGAGCAGCGGCCAUCACCCUCUCCCCUCUGCCCAACAACCGCCCCUGACCCCUACCUUCUCCAUCAAAAGUAAACACGGCGCCCCUCUGUCCAAAAUCGCCCUCUUCAGGCGGCCGGUGAAAUGGGAACCCCCUCAAUCCUGUCAGGAGAAAGCAAGGACCUUGCAAGGGGGCCAGAAGUGGUGCAAAACCCAAACCCCCAAACACCCAGCUCUGACUCCAGCCUUUAGCCUAGACCCCCGAGCCAAAACCAAGACCCUCCACAAGACUGAGGGAACCAAGAGUGUUGCUCUAACCCCUAACCCCCCACAUCGACCCCCAGCCAACUCAGUUAGGCCAAGACAGGGGGUCACAAUGGGGGAGAGGGGGCUUGAAUUAACCAGGGACCAUUCUAGUUCAGACACUCCCCAGCAUAGAUCCUCCAAAACCCCCAAACCACCCAAGCUGAAGCGGGCCAAACCUGGCCCUAACCAGGGUCAACUCACCCCAGAAACUGAACCAGAGGGGGGAAGCGGUGCCGGUGACCCCCAGGCCCAGUCCAACCAAUCCAAAACCUGUCUGACUACAGCCAUGAUCUCUGACCCCAGAGUAAGGGAUGCUGGGAAGUUGAGUCCUGAAGAGAGAGGCAGGGUGCUGGAGGAGGCAGGGCAGGCCAGUGCGCUGGUUCUGACCAUGGUGUACCAGGACGGAACUACUCAGAUGGACCCAGAACAGAAGCUCAGUCCGUCAGUGUGUGGGGUGCUGGUGAUGUUGAAAAGAGAUCUGGACCAGACUGGACCAGUACCAGGACCAGAGGAGGGGGUGGCACAACGAGACAGCCUGGUCUACCUCAGACUGGAACAGAAACCUGCAUGGGCCCAGAGCCACCAAGACCACAACCUAGACCUCUUCAAUAGAGAGAUGCUGCUGCAGGUAGUGUCAGGGUCUCAACUGGUGGUGUGUUACAAGGCCAAAGACCUGCUCCGUACAGCACUGCAGCACUACAGACCAGACCUACACUGGAAACAAUUCUCAUCUUGUCGCGUCCAGGACCCCCAGGUAGCAGCCUGGCUGUUGGACCCAGCUGACCCCUCUUCCUGCUUCACCAACCUGCUUACCAAACACUGUAGAACACCCCCCAGAACCCCCACACCUGCCCUGGGGGCAAGGAAGGUGUCCCAGGUUAUCACCAGUCUGUCUCUGCUCUACAGGCUGAAUAUGGAGCUACGCUCUAAACUACAGAGCCAGGGUCUGUGGGAGCUGUACUCUAACAUGGAGCUGACUAUGAUCCCUGUACUGGCAGCCAUGGAGAGCCACAGGAUCCAUGUGGACACGGAGUCCCUAAAGACAACAUCAGAGAUGCUGGGGACUAGAUGAAAGCAGCUAGAGCACGAGGCCCACCAGGCAGCAGGCCAGAUGUUUCUAUGUCCAGCGACCACCCAGCCAGGAUGGUCAGUGUUGUGUGUUCUUGUUGAGAAGCUGCGUCUGCAGGAGCGCUGAAACAAGAAGCUCCCCAAGACUCUCAACAAACAACAGCAGUCUACAUCUGAGGCUGUUAACUUCAUCUCGUCCACAUGGUACCAGACCAGUGCAGUGACUGGAAGAAUCUCUGCCAAACACCCAAAUUUCCAGGCCCUCCCAAGGCAGCCGGUGCAGAUCACUAAGAAGCAAUAUGUUCAAGGAAAGGAAGCGGAGGUGGUGACGGUUCACCCACGGGCCAUGUUCAUCCCCCAGGACGGCUACACCUUCCUGGCUGCAGAUUUCUGCCAGGUGGAACUGCGUCUGCUGGCUCACCUCUCGUCAGACCCUGAGCUGCAGAGAAUCUUCAACAACCCACAGGCCGACGUCUUCACCAUGCUGGCCUCACAGUGGAAGGGUGUGAGUGAAGGAGAAGUGAGUUCAGAGGAUAGAGAGCAUGCCAAGCGUAUCGUCUACUCUGUGGUGUAUGGAGCAGGUAGGGAGCGUCUGUCGGGCAUCCUGGGUGUUAGUGCUGAACAGGCCAGCCACUUCCAGGACAGCUUCCUCCACACCUACAGAGAGGUCCAGACCUUCAUACACACCACCAUCCAGCAGUGCCACAAACGAGGUUACGUGGUGUCUAUUAUGGGCCGGCGAAGGACACUUCCUCACAUCCACUCUACAGACUGGGGAGUCCGCAUGCAGGCUGAGAGACAGGCUGUCAACUUUGUGGUCCAAGGGUCAGCUGCUGACCUGUGUAAGAUGGCCAUGAUCCGUAUCUUCUCUCAAGUCUCCUCCUCCAGCUCUCUCUCCGCCAGGCUGAUAGCUCAGCUCCAUGAUGAGCUUCUCUACGAGGUGGAGGACUCUCAGGUGGGGGAGUUCGCAGUGUUGGUCAAGAACACUAUGGAGUCCCUGCAACACAUCGAUUGUCUGGGAGUUCAUCUCAAAGUCCCCCUGAAGGUGGCGGUCUCAAGUGGCAAGUCCUGGGGCUCCAUGUCCGAACUACACCUCCCCCAAACAUCUCUCCCCCCCUCUUCCUGAGUCCCUCUCUCCAUCUCUUACUCUAUCGCUCUCCCUCUUCUCUCCCUCAUUGUGCUGCAUCUCCAUCGCUAUGGAAACCAGGCAGCUGCAGCUCCUCCAAGCUCCCAAUUCUCCUUCUCGCUCUCUCCCUCUCUCUCUAUCCAAUUCUCUCCCUCACACACACACACCCCUCUCUCUCUCUGCCCGUAUCAGGGGGCAACGGUAGGAGCCUCCCACUGGAACGCAUCAGUUUCUUUUUUUUCAACCUCCCUCCAUUUUGUGGAGUUGUAGUCCUCCUCUCUUCACAUUUUUCUGUUCUCACCCCCCUUGUUUAGAUUUUUGGUUUCUGUGUUCCGUUGCCAAGGCAAAACCACACUUUCAGAAAUUUGUUUGGCAUUGUUGCCUUUUUAAAAGUAUUUUUCAGCUACAGUAAAUAUACCUCAUUAGCUAGAUAACAGUCAGAGGUUUUUUUUAAUGUUUGAUUGUAUUUAUUAACUGAUAUCCUGUCUGAAUUUCCUAUUAUUGCAUUAAUU
Messenger RNA from Salvelinus sp. IW2-2015, 3302 nucleotides. Lineage: Eukaryota; Metazoa; Chordata; Actinopteri; Salmoniformes; Salmonidae. The record is from RefSeq and is a predicted model, not a curated record.